AUGGCUCUCAUUCACGCAUACAAAAUCACCCAGCAGUUGGUACGCAUCCCUCCAGCCGAAUUAACGCCCGAUGCGGAGAUGAAAUAUCUAUCUUCUUUCCACAGGCAUGUUCGCGGUUUUUUGAUGAAACUGAGUUAUUUUGUCAGACUCACUGUGCCUUUUAACUCAUGUCAGUCAUUGGUUAUCAGGCUCCAAAACGACAGGAACUUCUGGAAAACAUAUUUGUUAGCAUAGCUACGGGCUCCGCAGCGCUUCAAUGGGUUGCGGAAUACCCGCUGCGACAUGAGCAAGCCUUCCGGUUUGACGAAUAUGCAUUCAUGGUCCGUGUAGUCAUUCUUCCUUCAGAUUUAUCCGGGCACUUACCUAGGAAAUAAGUUAUCUGUAGAAACCUUGCAAGCCAAAGUGAUCUGACGACAAGGCGAAGGCUGUCGUCAUCCGGUAGGAUUUCACAUGGUGGGUUUCUUCUCUCAGCUUCAUCCUCAGGCGUUUCCACUAAUGUGUAAGUUCAUUUACGGUAUUUAAGUGAAUUUGACCAGUGUCUGUCCACUCAACGCGUAUUAAAACCAAAAACCACUCUCUUGAAAUUGUCACCUCCCUCUGGUUCCGCACUUCUUAUAAGCUGUUUCAUUCUCGUACUCUCGUUCCGAUUUUUCUUCCUUCACUUCUGUUAGUUACAAAAGUGAGUAAUUUUGGCAUCGUGACGUACGAGAAUUGGAGCCAGUUGGCCUGAUAAACCUACCAGGGUCUUGCUACGUUUGUCUGCUUCGCAGGGUCUUCACUGAACUUUACUCGGUUGUUUACUGUUGUAGGUCUUAUUUGUCCACGGUGUCCCUUAAGUGCCUCUCGUUUGGUUAACCACCCUACCUCUUCCUUUGUCGAUCGGGCAUCGCCAUAAUCUUCAAUCAGACGCUUAUCACAGGGUUGGGGAAACAAUUUUCCGUUCACUCGAAGACCUGCCGAGUUGUCGUAUAGAUUGGGAAAAAUAAAUGACGCUACAUAUCUGAAACAGCGGGUCGCAGGAAAAAUUCAUAUGAGCUGUUGACCUCCAUCGGACACCAUGCCCGACGGGACGGCGGUAGCUCUAGGAGGACAGAACCUGCCAUCUAGCCUAGCUACGGGCUAUUGCUUACGUCCACAGACAGUGAAUAGUGGAAUGGUCCUUAUAGGAAGCUUAUUGCAAACUCUCAGCGCUGACGAAUAAACAAUCACAGACCAUGCAGCAUGUGUCCCUCAAGCCUGUCUGGGAAGCCUUAACGAUGUUAAGACAUGGAUAAUGUUCCCCACUUCGUCUUAUUCAGUCCUAGAACUCUAAAUCAUUGUGCCCGAAGGGUGCUUGCGAGUAGUCUAUUGUAAUAUCCGGGAAUUACCACGCAGCUGCUGUUGCUUGAGCCACCGCACAGGGGUUUUUGAACAACCGACGGACUACGGUCUGCGCGCCCUAUGUUGGGACUCACUGAUACCCGGCGGCGUUGAAAGGAGCAAUUUCUUGUCCAGCAACAAGAACUCGUAAUAGGGGGCCCCCAUCUGCCAUACUCAGGUAGCGAGCCCUUUCAAAUACGCGAAAACUUGGGGAUAUACUUUUAGUCCUUUAAACUAAUGUAAUUGUUCGUCCAACGAAGUUGCCUUCCCACUCAGGCAUUAUUUGGCAGCCUACUUGCACACGACUUGCUUUUCAAGCGUCUUAGGCAAGGCCAAAGCCCCGGCGCACACCUCUGUCUCACUCUCCUAUGUGCACCCGGAUAUGCUACCCCCUCCCACUUGUCACCAGUUCGUGGACUUGUAGCGCUGUUAAAACUUAAGUAAAUUCCUCUGCGAUUUUCCUUUGAAGUACAAUCGUACUCUUUUGUAAGAAUCCGGUAACGAUUAAUAAACGCCACGUUUCCAAUGUUCCUUCUAUUCAAAAGGCCAUUUAGCGAGUAUACGUCUGCUUUCGAUAAAUUCUCCUCAGACCUGUAAAUUUAUAUGGAUAUUAAAGUAAUACAUUGAAAGAUACGACCAAGUAGAUAAUUAAGCUGUAGCUCAGGUUUGGGGAGGGGAGGGGGAGAGUGAAACACUACAAUCCCAGUCAGCGUCAGGGUAAAGGUGGGCCCCGGCGAAGGUAAUUACAUGCGUGUGGCUGGCUCGGUGGCUUUGACCCGUGGCAACUGUGGGACCUGUAUAAAGUUCUUCUGCGCACAUAUGACCAGUCCGCGUAGCCUGACUGCAGCCGCCUCCGCCGUGGCCAACAAGCGCUGCCCAAGUAGUUUUGGAUAGCUUGAUAGGACCUUGUAAAUCACUCUGAUGGCCUCUCCGGCGUCUACACGGUGAUCUGUGUCUACCAUGUGCGCGAGGAUCGAGCUGUUGAUGUUCUUUAUUUGACCCUUUCCUAACCAUGCUGGAAGAUGUUCUUUUUAUUUCCAAAUAGCUUGUAUUUGCACUGUGGGAGACGUGUUUUCCUUCAUUCUAUCGCAGGCCUUAGACUAUGUUGCUCUCAAUAACUCUAUCUACCACAAUGAUACCAGGAACUGUCUUCCGCCCCUACAAGCGUAGCGUCUUUAGAAUAUUUAUUCUAUCCUCUGCAGGUCUUGAGGUUCCCCCAUUUUAGAUGGGUUUGCUUGCUUCAGGUACGCGUCACGUCGGCCCAGGACAGUGUAGUCCUCGUGGCUAAAUCCGGUGUAGACGAAGUUUCCAUGGUUUGCUGCCUAAUUUACAGUGUAGACAAUUAAGUCGCAAGAUGGGCCCCUAGGGUCCAACUCGCCAACUCCAGUUUCUGUCAGUAGUUGGUUUGGGAGCACAAUUCAAUCAGCGGCACUCCAGUCAUUUUUCAGCUUGAGCAAAGCGUGUCUGGUGACUCAGUUUCCUAAUUUGUUAUGACUUUCCUUUUUUCCGCCUUUCAGCCAUGACUUCUUGGAGUCGCUCCGUUUACUCGAUGGUUACUACGCGGAUGACGCUGAUCCAGACAUACCGGAUGAUGUAAUGGAUUCACUGGAAGAAUAUGGACUUGCCUACGACUGCCAGGGCUUUUCGGGAGUUUACGACUACGCCCUUUCAGCCGUACGAGCUACACUCGCCGCCGUAGAUGCAUUGCUUAGCCACAAGUGUCAGGUGCCAAGUCCUCCACGUUUCAGUCCUAAUCUCAUUAGUUACGCUGUCAACCCUCAGAAAUUGAUAAUUAUGCCUUAUUUAUGCAUGAUUUCCAGGUAGCCAUCAACUGGGCUGGCGGUUGGCAUCACGGAAAGCGAGCUGAAGCAUCCGGUUUCUGCUACUUAAACGAUGUUGUCAUCGGUCUCAACUACCUCCUCUCUUCUGCCGCGUUCCAGGACUCACGAAAACGCGUCAUCUACCUGGACUUCGAUCUGCAUCAUGGCGAUGGAGUGGAGGAGGCCUUUGCUUAUAGCUCGCGUGUAGUCACUUUCUCCGUGCAUCACGCCUCGCCUGGCUUCUUCCCAGGCACAGGAGACGCCGCGCCGGAUUCCUCCGAAUUCUUCGUCGGCGCACGGGGUGGACGAUUUUCCUGUUUCAACUUGCCCCUAGGUAGGUGUUUGGAGCACCCCCCCCCCUUCUCCCGCUUGCUCCCGCCUGUAUUUUCUAGGUUAUACUCAAACUCCUCCCGCUUAUUUUUUAGCUGAGGGUACAGGUGAUGGGACCUGGUUCUCGACUGUCAAACCGAUUCUCAGUGCAUUGCAUGCCUCCCUGCAGCCCUCCUUCGUUGUCGUCCAGUGCGGCGCCGAUGGACUCGCCUCAGAUCCUCACCGCGUCUUCAAUCUGACCGUGGGGCAAAACUGCGCUCAUGCUUGCGCACUGCGUCAGGUGCUUUCGUGGGGUUUGCCCACCCUGAUCCUUGGUGGCGGUGGUUACCACUUUCCAGACACUGCCAGGUUAUGGGCCCUUCUCACCUCCAUAGCUCUUUCCGCCGUCAGGGGAAGCAUGUGAGUUCUCGAUUACUUGUGUUGGUUUUCUUACCGCUGCCCCUACAUGGGUCUGUCCCUCGAACGCGACACUGGCUUUGAUGAAACAUGCUGGCACCCCUUACUUGACUUCACUCAUUACUUGGGGCGAUUGUCGGGGUGUGUCUGCAGUGCUCAGCAUCGUUUUGUGGGGACACACGGAUGAAAGCCGAAUGCCAGGUAGGGUUAGACCACCACGUGCAGCGAGACACUGUAUGCCACUCUCCUCCCUCCCAAUGUACUCCCAUACAUCCGUUACUGUCCAUACUCUCCACUUUGCAGACAUCCCUCCAGCCCAGCCGCUACGAGUACGAUAAAUGCCGUUGUUCGCUGUGGUAUUCGUCUGGUUCUGUGAAUCCUGGUUAGCGGUGACUCCUGCUAACAGUCGCAGGUCUAUCAAGAGGUUCUGGAGAAUUAAAUCAUCACCAACAUUGACCACCUAUCUUAUCUAUCAUGUCUGUACUUGAGCUGACCUAAAAAACUACCAGUUCUGUUAUGUUGAGCCUACUGAAAGACCUUUAGCAACCAUCCUGUUGACUGUGACAUUGCGACCUUCCUAAACUCAGACUGCGCAUGCUUGUGAAACCUGCUGGACAAGGGUUUUACGCAACAUCACCCAUUACACCUGCCGUUAGUGCAUCAUGCGAAAGGAAGAGGCGAGUGAAACUAGUCCACCUCGUGGUUCCCUUACUGAAGUAAAUCCAAAUCGUUCCUAAGCUAUCAUGGCGAGUUAGGCGUCGAGGCCUGGAAAGCUGCCAGCCGACGGGCUUGGUCGGUCGUCUUCAGAGCUGAGGGUCAGGUUGCUUUCUUGCACCUUCUCCGGAUGGGGCAUCUUGGUGUCUCUCUUAAAGUCGGCAUUGUCGUCUUGGCUUUGUCAUUUCAUCGAAACGCAAGAAGAGGAGGCGAGCUAGACGUUGUACAGGUCAUUGUUGCCUUCCCAGCCGGUGGUUGCCUUCAUCGUGUGUAAUGGACCAACUCCCCCAGGCAGGCCCACAGGGGGGGAGGUCUCACUGUUGUUUCUCUACUGAUGACGCGGUCCUACCCGUUCUCCUGGGCUAGUCCUGUACACCCUUGUUCUCUGCGUCUCCUCUCAGCGGCCAGCAGCUCAGUUGGAGGUUCCGCAGAAUUUACCCACCGCAGGUACCGACCUCGUCUUUUAUAAGCUAUCUCUAUGACAUACAGUGAGUGACCGAUUUCAUGAAAUGUUGGCUGAAAUUCUAAAAUGAGUUUUCGAUUAGUAAGGAUUACUUAGGCGCGGUUGCAAUACUGAUUAUAUUUCGGCAAAUUCCUAUAAUAUUUCGAGCCCGGUAGGAUAUCAACUUUUGAAUACACUGCUUUUAAAUCUCCUGUGGAAAUCGUACUCGGUAAAAGAUGACUACUUAAGUAGCAUGCAUUUUUUCCAUUGAUUUUCGAUGGUCUUGGAAAUUCAAAUAUAUUUUAUAGAAACCAUAAACAAAAUAUGCUUUCCUUUAGUCAAUCAAUAGAGGAUCACGUCUUCUUUAUAUUUUAUACUUAAGAAAGGAGUAUAAUUAGGUUUUAAAGUUUCUAAUUAUGAGAUUUUUAAGGCUGCGCAGUGUCUAUUCGCAUAGCAUCGUACCUGGCUGUUUACCACAUCUCCUCAUGAAAUGUGGAACAUGGCCCUCAUCCAUCUCAAAAUUUUAUGGACUCUAUAUGGUAUCUUUUUAAAGAGAUAGAAAAAUAUAUGUUCUUUACGCGGAACGCAUGCAUCUUGUAGACUGAAAUUACCAAGUGCUAAUGCAACGACUGAUCAGGCUCCAAAUUAUUCGGGAACUAGAAAACUUUUUAAAACCUAAUUAUACACCUUCUUCGAGUAUAAAAUAUAAAGAAGAUGCGAUACUCUAUCAAACGACUAAAAGAAAGCAUAUUUUUGUUCAUGGUUUCUAUAAGAUAUAUUUGAAUUUGCAAGACUGUCGAAAAUCAACGGGGAAAAUGCAUGCUAAAUAAGUAGUCAUUUUCACCUACUACGGUUUCUACGGGAGAUGGAAAAGCAGUGUUUUCAAAUGCUGAAAUCCUGCCGAAUCCAAAAAAUAUUAUAGGAUUAUGCCGCUAGAUAAUCAGUUUCGCAACCGCGCCUAAGUAAUCCUUCCUAAUCGAAAACUCAUUUCAGAAUUUCAGCCAACCUUUCAUGAGAUCGGUCACUUACUGUAGUUGACUUGUCCGUGCCGGGUUCCUCGAUUGUGAUCUGCAGGUCUCCAGUCUGUGCUGCAUUUAUUCCACCUACGAAGUUCACUGUUAUUCCUUAAGAUCUGGGUGUGCUUUCAUUUUCUGCGGCAUUCGGAGCCUUUGUAUCCAGUGUGCCUGACUGUCCGUGUUGUCUGUCCCCUCUCCGCUUUCGCCACGUUCUCCUAUUGUCUUGUUUUUCUUUAGAUACGAGCUACCCGAAGACAUUCCGGACCAUCCACAACUGAUCAACUAUGGUCCCGACUAUGCCCUCAGCGUUACCAGUUCGAUGUGCCAAGAUAAAAACUCUGAGACCAGCCUCAGGGCACAUGGUGAUCGCCUUUUGAAACAGCUGAAAGACUUUUGUGAUACAAAUGACUUGACUUUUGCCUGCUGA
Molecule: messenger RNA, 6504 nt
Organism: Spirometra erinaceieuropaei
Lineage: Eukaryota; Metazoa; Platyhelminthes; Cestoda; Diphyllobothriidea; Diphyllobothriidae
Source: the annotation of a GenBank genome assembly